This is a messenger RNA of Cicer arietinum (chickpea), 1673 nucleotides long. RefSeq names its product ferredoxin--NADP reductase, root isozyme, chloroplastic. Lineage: Eukaryota; Viridiplantae; Streptophyta; Magnoliopsida; Fabales; Fabaceae. Gene Ontology annotation, molecular function: oxidoreductase activity. The record is from RefSeq and is a predicted model, not a curated record.
GACACUCCGAAAACACCAAAGGGAAAAACCCUUUCAUACUCUCCAAAGGAUCAUCAAUUUCUUAUUAAUAUAUAUCAAUCAUCAUCUUCAAUCACACUCCUUUUCAUCAUGUCUCACUUUGCAGUGUCUCAGAUCGCUGUAACUGUUCCUGUUAGCAGUGAUUUGUCUAUUAGAAGAUCUGCUUUCAAGGUUUGAUAUUUCUCAUCACUUUGCAACACAUGGGAUUUAACUUAAACUUCCGGGAUAAAUCAUGGGCCCCGGUAUUUUCUUUGGACUUGAAAGCAAAGAACUCUGGUCGGAGAAAUCACAACGUGAUUUGCAUGUCAGUACAACAGGCAAGUGUGCCCAAAGUUGCUGUUUCCCCUUUAGAAUUGGAAAAUGCUACUGAGCCUCCAUUGAACUUGCACAAGCCUAAAGAACCCUAUACCGCAACAAUUGUUUCCGUGGAGAGAUUAGUUGGACCAAAGGCUCCUGGAGAGACUUGUCAUAUUGUGAUUGAUCAUGGUGGAAAUGUUCCCUACUGGGAGGGUCAAAGUUAUGGUGUUAUUCCACCGGGUGAAAAUCCAAAAAAACCUGGAGCUCCCCAUAAUGUUCGACUAUAUUCAAUUGCUUCCACGAGGUAUGGAGAUUUUUUUGAUGGCAAGACAGCCAGCUUGUGUGUCCGUCGUGCUGUUUAUUAUGAUCCCGAGACAGGAAAAGAAGAUCCUUCCAAGAAUGGUGUUUGUAGCAAUUUUUUGUGUAACUCAAAGCCCGGAGACAAAAUUCAGGUCACAGGCCCCUCAGGGAAGAUAAUGCUUUUGCCGGAAGACGACCCAAAUGCUACCCAUAUAAUGAUUGCUACCGGCACUGGUGUUGCUCCAUACAGAGGCUACCUUCGUCGAAUGUUUAUGGAAUCGGUCCCUAAAUUCAAGUUUGGUGGACUAGCAUGGCUCUUUCUCGGUGUUGCAAAUUCCGAUAGUCUUCUCUACGACGACGAGUUCACCAAAUACCUUAACGAUUAUCCGAACAACUUCCGAUACGACCGAGCCCUUAGCAGAGAGCAACAGAACAAGAAUGGAGGCAAAAUGUAUGUUCAGGAUAAGAUUGAGGAAUAUAGUGAUGAAAUCUUUAAACUCUUGGACAAUGGGGCCCACAUCUAUUUCUGUGGACUUAAAGGGAUGAUGCCUGGGAUCCAAGGAACACUGAAAAGGGUUGCUGAGGAGAGAGGAGAAAGUUGGGAAGAGAAGCUUUCACUACUCAAGAAGAACAAACAAUGGCAUGUUGAAGUUUACUGAUGUAUUAUUAAUUCUUCCUCUAGAAAUUAUUUUGAUUAAUAAAUUAUUAAGAAGCUUUGUAGCUGUAUCUUUUCUGUAUUAGUAGAUUGGUAUGAUAUAAUAUUCUCUUGAAUCCUUGAUGGAUACAAAUUGGAAAAAGUCGUUAGCAAUGCUAGAGACAUGUUUGGGGUGAUUUUUGUAAGGGAAGCAACAUGUUUUCUCAUGCUACAUCUUGAACUAUCAUGUUAUUCAAUAAGGCUUAUUGUCAUGUGGAAUUUCAGCAUGACCAGUGAUGACAAAAAUUAUGAAAUUGUGAGUGUUUGAGAACUUAAUGAUGAAAGAAUGUAUGAGCUCCUUCAAGAGCAAAGGAAUAUUGGGAAAUUGGUGAAGCCUACCAAUGGUUGGACUUCAAGAGUAUUA